This is a messenger RNA of Hydatigera taeniaeformis, 3519 nucleotides long. The record is from the annotation of a GenBank genome assembly. Lineage: Eukaryota; Metazoa; Platyhelminthes; Cestoda; Cyclophyllidea; Taeniidae.
CCUCCUGAAACCCGGGAGAAAAGGUUGGCUGACAAUGUUAUUUCCGCACCGAAAAUUUUAUCACCAUCUCAAACGUCACCCAUAAACGAUGGUACUUUGCCUCCAAUGGACGAGUCUGUCGUGAACGAGCUUUCGCAGCCUAAUAUGCCCACCUUUCAGGAAUUUCAUGCUAAAGUUCUCGGUGAAAAUCAAAACAAACGCCGUCUUGGUAAACUUUUUUUUUCUGCGUCAUCGAAUGUCACUGUAGAAUCACCAGAAGACUCUGUUAAUUUAAUCUUGGGUCAAUCAUUCAAGGACAAUGUUGGAACCGCCGCAAACUCUAAUCUCUCUAAAAACCCCUAUCGGAGUGACGAGGGUGUCCCACAUACCUCCUCUGACCCCACUACGGCAAGCAGUGACGCUGCCACGCCGAUUCCGCAUUCACCUGGAACUGAUACCUUUGUAGCCACGUCUGAUUUUAUCUUUCCCUCAAAUGUCAUGGAGAACGGAGGAAACGGAGGUGCUAAUGGUAAACGAGUACACAGCACGGGUCAAGAGCUUCGAGUUAUGCGGAAUAUUGCUGCGUCAGAAUGUGGGGCCAAGCUUCUUGAAGCCAGUCCUUCUGCUAAACAUGCACCUGCGAUUCUGGUAGACAAUAAUGACGAGUAUAUGAACCAGCCUUGCUCUUCGGAGAAGUGGUUUAUAAUCGAGACAUGCGAACCGGUACAACUGGGCAUCAUCCAAAUCGCCAACUACGAACUUUUUUCGUCGCGCUGCAAGACAUUCCGCGUCUUUGUCAGCGAUAGAUACCCAGCAAAGCAAUGGGAGCAGAUUGGCGUUUUUCAGGGUCAAGACGUGAAGGGCUUGCAGACUUUUCACAUCAGCGGCUCCACAACCGGCCGUCUUAUUAAAUACGUCAAGUUCGAGAUGCUCGAUCACUAUGGAAAUGAGCACUUCUGCCCUAUUACAAUGGUGCGUCUUUUCGGUCUCAGUUCGGAUGAAAUGGACGAGCCUGGACUUCCACCGCCUCCGCUAUCACGUUCCUCUCCUCCUGGUGACCUUGAUACUACCUUAAAGGAGUCGGACGGUGAACUCGAAGGGAAUACCAACACUUCAUUGUUGAACAAAACUCGCGUUACGACAUCCAUAGACGUGCAACCGUCGACUAAGGCGACCAGCCCUACUGCUUCAAAAAAACAGUCAGGGCAGAAGAAAUUCAAGAAGAAGAAGAAGAAGUCGACAAACCUACUUGACCCUCCAGUCAAUGGCAGCUCAUUUGCUGAAGAAGUUGAAAAAGGCGACUGUUUGAAGGGCCAGACGAACAAAGUGACGACGACGACGACGACGAAGACUAGCUCGAAUAACUCAAUUGGUCUGUGGCAGCAUGCAACGCGCUUCAUCUUGGGCGUUCUGCAAAGCGCUAUCGGUAGUAAGAGCUCGCUGAAACUUCAACAGGCCCCAUCAACAGCCCUAACCAAUCGCGCUGACCCUGUCACGUCCAUAGAACCGAGUAGCGAUGACUUUUACUCCGUAAUCUACAUAUUCUCCGCCGCAUCUUCCAACGCUGCCACACCACCCUCUACAGACGCUAAAUCCCGCGGUCUCUGGCACCUUGCUCGUUGCCUUGUCGCACUCUCCUCUUCUCCGCUCCCUCAUUCAGUGGUUGCAUCUCAUCAUGCCUGGGCUGACUGUAUUGCGACCGAGUUCCUUCUCAAUCUCACGACCACUUCCUCCAGGAGUUCUAUGAAAUCCCUCCUUCAGUUUCAGCGUUGGGCUGCUGCAUACCGAAACCUCACCUCUACAUUUGGUAGAUGGCCAGCAUUCUUGAUGAGGGAGCAGAUGGGAAAGAACUUACCUGUGCCUGAGUUCUUGAAGCCACGCGUCAAACCGAAUUUUGUAGCACCAACGUCUUCAAUACCAGCGGUCAUUGGUGCGGAAGCCUUGGAACAGGAAACUGUAGAACUGAGCACAACUGAGAAGUCUCCUUCUCCGAUGGAAUCUAAAUCGUCUAGUAUUUCCUCCAAGUCGUUACCGAAGUCACCAAUGUCAUCACCUAAAAUGAAUGUGGAUUCUCACGAGGACGAAGAAAUGUUGGAGGAUGAAAACUUUUCCCCACAGCCCCCGUCACCAUCACCAUUGGGUCAAAGUGCGUCUUCCAAAAAAAAGGCCGACGAAGAGGUACCGGUGUUGGAAACCAACAAGGUCGUGACAGAAGCGACGGUCCCAGCUGAUUCUCUACGGAAGCAGGAUUCGGAGAUUGAACUGGUGAUGGCGGAAGGGAUGGAAGGCGAACGAGAAGUGGUGCUGCCAGCAGCAAUGGGUGGCUCUUGGAAGGAGACCAUGUACAUGCGUCUCAACAAUAAGGUCCUUCAACUUCAAUCUGACGUUUCCGUCAGCAUGAGGUACUUGGAAGAGCUGAGUCAAAGCUAUAAGCGUCAAACAGAGCGUUUGUCUGCGUCAUUUAAUCUCACAACCGCAUGGUUGAAGGCCACGGCGAAGGGAGCUGAGGAGCGCGAUCUGCUUCAGCAGGAACGAAUUGAUGCACUAGAGGCACAACUCAACAAACUCCUGCACAUCCUCGCAGAGAGAGGUGUGGACAUACUUGCACCUGUUUCUUCUCAAGAUUUGAUCUCUACCACUACCUCCUCCGCAGUUCCACACUUCCGCAAACCCCAUUCUCACUCCUCCUCUUCCACUCCAAGCGUCGAUCUUCAAUCCAUUCUUUGGUCCGCCUUUUUCCAGUCACCUGCCACUGCUGGUCCUAGCAACAGCCUUUCCACGCCUUCAAAACGUGUCUUUGGGCCGUCUUCAACCUCCAUUGCUGACCUUACUAAUCGAGGCGAUAAUGAUACACGAGGUGACAGUGAGCCCUAUAACACAACUGUGUUAUCGAUGUUUGGACGCACAUCAACACCACCUGGAUCAGUGAGGCCGGGUUCCUCUGGAGCACAUCUCUCGCCUCCAGCAUCCCUCUUCUUCCGUCGCAGGCGACUGAGGGGACAGGAGGCGAUAACUGAUGUGAAUGGACCGGUGACACACCCACCUGGCCUUGGAAGCAUCUGGAAGUUCAUAUUCGUUGUGGUGUCGCAGCAUUUGCGAAACUUUCUGUUCUCUGAGUCGUCCAUUUAUCUCCACAUUCUGCCGAGUUCUGUCCUCAUAACUGGUGGCCUGUCUGUAUCUCUGCUGACUAACCUACCCGCUCUUCCAUUUGCGCAGACCCUUCGAUUAUGGCUUCUCCACCUCUGCCUCGCAGUGUUGACACAAACCUUCGUUUAUGCGAUCUUUCUGCGCAACGUUCUGCGUCGCUGUCCUCCACUUUCGCCUCUUAUUCUUUCUCCAUCCUCCUGUAAAAUAUGCUCCAGUCUUCCUACAAUAGAGGUGAAUUUAUUUUGUCUGAUCCAUAGUCAUUGUAGGAGGUUUGUGGUUGAUUGUCCCCAGUAUUUUAAUCUCCCCUGCCUUAAAAGGAAUCUCGGCUUACUCAUCCCAUGUUUUUUUCUUCUCGUCUCUACCUUUCCUUCUAUUCGUCCCCUUGUCAACUGA